AUGUGGGGAAAUUCGGGUCUUGGAAUCGCAGAGAAUACUGCGUUGAAACGUCUCCUUCUUGGCUACGACAAUAGCACCCUGGCUCUGUAUCCGCCAGAGCGUCAAGUCGACGCCGACACCGAGAAAUUUCUUACUGGACUCCAGAGCCGUCGAAAUGCGAAGCAGCUGGAGGCAAUCAGAGAAGUAUUUGCAACAAGAAAGACUUCAAGAAGCUUGGCAACGCUCAUCACUGGGCCACCAGGCACCGGUAAGACGGCAGUUUCGGCUUCCAUUGCCGAAUGGUGCAUCAAGCAGGAUCUACCACUCCUCAUCGUCGCAGGAUCGAAUCAUGCCCUAGACAUGAUUGGACAAAGAAUCAUGUCCACCGUGCAAGAGCAAUCCCUCGGGCUUUCGGGGAUCUAUCGCCUGGAGACCGACUACCUAGAAAAUCCCGAGAUCCAGACAUCAGAGGCGCAGACAUCGGCUCGUCAAAGCCCUGCUCAUGCGCAAUUCCAAAAGAUCCAAGAGGUGUUCGAGGAACAUGAUCUUCCCGAUGUCCAAAAUUUUCUCCGUGCUUCCGUUGAGAGUGUCUCACCCCCGUUCCGAGACUUGUCCCUUGGCCAAUUCAUAAUCACCCGAGCGGCACUGGCGGGGACUCGCAACUGUCCCCUCAAGGACGGUUCAGCUGAGGACCAGGCCGAAUACGAACUGCUCUCGGAAUUCAUAUGCUGGCAACAUUGCAUGCGAGAGCGUGCAAUGUUGCUAGUAGAGCCUGUUGCAGCCAUCACCUAUCCUGGUGCUGGCCCCCAGCAGCAAGUCGAGGACCUCCAGAAGGUCAUCGGCCGGGAAUAUCAACGGACGUGGGUGGAGCUACAGAAGUCCUACUUAGAGAAGGCUAAGGUAGUGCUUUGCACAGCCUCAACGGCGGGCAGGGGCAUACUGCGAACCUUCAAACCAGCAUACGUGCUAGUUGAAGAAGCCUCCCAGUUAUCGGAGGCCGAGUGUCUAAAUGGCAUCAUGGCCGGGGUUCCAUCUUUGCAGAAGAUUGUCCUCAGCGGAGACAAGCAACAACUUCCUCCGACUGUCAUCUCGAAGAACCGCAACGAAUGCUACUUCUGGGAGAAGGAGUCCCUUUUUGAGAGGCUGAUAAGAUCUGGCCACCCGCACGUCGAGCUAAAUGUCCAGUAUCGAAUGGCUCCGGACAUCGCAGAGUUCGUGAGCAAACAAUUCUACAACGGCAGAUUGACGACAGACCCAACUUCUGCUCAGAGCCCAAAAAUUAAGCACUGGGCGGAUACCAUGAAGGACUUGCUAAGAUGUUCGGCUGGGAAUUCUUUUUCCGUGUCAGUCGCUAAUACGACCGUGCUGAAGCGCCUCGGAGGAAGCUCAUUGGUGAACCCUGAAUAUGUUAGUUACGUCGGGGAACUGGUGCAGAAAGUUCUGAAAAAAGGUUGCGCGGAGAAUCGCCUCAUGAUCCUCUCUUAUUACAGCGAGGAGAGACAAGUGCUUUCUGAGCUCAUCAACAAAAAGCUGGGCCACCCCGACAUCCAGAUCAAGAGUGUCGAUGCCUCCCAAGGCAAUGAAUGCUCUAUGGUCAUUGUUUCCACAACUCGCCCUGGAGGCAAUAUUGGCCUUGGCUUUGUUUCCGACUUGCAACGGAUGUGCGUCGCACUCAGUCGUGCUCAGAAUUGUCUUGUCGUCUUGGGACAUGAGAACAUGGGUAAGUCUCAAAAGCCCGGCGCAGGAAAGGGCUUUCAAGCUUGGGACAGCCUCAUCAAGCUUCAUAUCGCCAAAAAGCGCCUCUGCAGAGUGGAUGGCAGAAAUACUUUGGUCAAGCAGCACCUCAACAUAGACAUCGAACAUCCUCACUAUGAGUCUGCCCAAUUUUGA
This is a messenger RNA of Penicillium riverlandense, 1869 nucleotides long. RefSeq lists its product as uncharacterized. Gene Ontology annotation, molecular function: helicase activity. The coding region runs from base 1 to 1869 and encodes 622 amino acids. The transcript has a single exon. Lineage: Eukaryota; Fungi; Ascomycota; Eurotiomycetes; Eurotiales; Aspergillaceae. The record is from RefSeq and is a predicted model, not a curated record.